UCAUCAACGUCUCAGACGAUGACAUUCGCCCUCACAGUCUCCUGUGCUACUAGCGCUGUGGUUAUCACUGCAUCGCUAUGCUCUGUUCUUGUUAUUAUGAAUGACAUUAACAAACUUAGCGAAGAUAUCUCCAUUGGAAUGGAAAAUUUCAAGGACGUUUCUGAUGUGGCAUGGGGAAACAUUAUGGUUCUUCAUGGAGGAGUUCGCCAACAAUCUGCUUCCGUUCAUCGUGAUGUUAAGAAACUUAUGGGAAUCAAUCUACGUAACAAAAGAAAUUCUGAUAGCUGCCAAUGUGAAUCUCGUGCUGCUGCUUGCCCAGCUGGAUCACCAGGAGAAAAAGGAGAGCCAGGACUUGCCGGACUUCCAGGACCUGAUGGAGAGGAUGGAAAAGACGGAGCUCCAGGAGUUGCUCUUCUUGUCACUCAUGACAUUCCAGGUGGAUGCAUCAAGUGUCCAGCUGGACCACGUGGGCCACGAGGAGAUGCCGGACCACCAGGACCACCAGGAAACGGUGGACGUCCAGGUCAACGCGGUACUCCAGGAGAGGCCGGAACACCAGGGCCAGUCGGAGAGCCAGGAGAGACUGGAGGUCCAGGACCACAAGGAAGACCAGGACAACGCGGAGAGCCAGGACAACCAGGAACCGUUCACACACCAGGAAACCCAGGUCGUCCAGGACCACAAGGACCACGUGGACAACAAGGAGAGCCAGGAAAGGAUGGAUCCAAGGGAAAUCCAGGAGACGAAGGACGUCAAGGACACCCAGGAAAAAAUGGAAGAACUGGAGCUCACGGAAAGGAUGGAGCCCCUGGAAAGUGCGGAAAGGAAGGACCAAUUGGGCCAGACGCUGGAUAUUGUCAAUGUCCAUCUCGUUCCAAUUAAUCUUUUGUGUUUUAUUGGAAAUAAAUUAUUGUUCGCGACAA
Molecule: messenger RNA, 923 nt
Organism: Caenorhabditis elegans
Lineage: Eukaryota; Metazoa; Nematoda; Chromadorea; Rhabditida; Rhabditidae
Gene: col-175
Product: Nematode cuticle collagen N-terminal domain-containing protein
Exons: 2
Coding region: 19-882 (287 amino acids)
Molecular function (GO): structural constituent of cuticle
Source: RefSeq, marked reviewed